AUGGGCCUGAAGGACCAUCUGGAGGAUGGGACAGGCCACAUCCUCAGCCUGGAGCUGGAUCUGGACUACCUCCAUGUGGAAGGUGCUGAGCGGCAGGGCGGCCUGAGCACCGCAACAGGUGCUGGGAAUGUAGGAGUCUUGCAGGUCCGAGCUGGUGCCCCGAGUAACAGCAGUAACAGUAUUGGUAGCAGUAGCACCAGUUUUAGCACUCAUUCAAGCUAUAGCAGCAGCAGUAGUUGCAGUAACUUCUCUGAGGAGAGUGCCGUGUCUGACAGCGAAGAUGAACGACUCCAGAAUGGGUCUGGUUCUGAAUCACAAAAUCCUCAUCGACAUCAGCCUCACCUGCGCCACCAAGAGUCCCCCUCAGUCUGUCAGCAGGUCAGGCUGGACCUGACACCAAACCGAUCCCAGGGAUGCCCCACACAGCCAGAAACAACACCUCCUACUGACCCUGUCACAGACUGCCGCACCAAAGUGGAGUUUGCUCUCAAGCUAGGCUACUCUGAGGAGCUGGUGCUGCUGGUGCUGAGGAAGCUGGGCAAAGACGCACUCAUUAACGAUGUCCUGGGAGAGCUGGUGAAACUGGGAACCAAGACAGAGAUGGAGCAGCAAGGAGGUCCCACUGUCUCUGACUCUCCCUCCGUCUCUUUGUCAUCCUCUUUGGCCUGCUCCUCCUCGUCCUCCAACUCCUCUCUGGACUCCUGUCGGCUGCUUUGUCCGUCUCAGCUGCUGGAGGACAAGGAAAACCUUCGGCCUGUCGUGGUGGAUGGGAGCAACGUAGCCAUGAGUCAUGGAAAUAAGGAGGUGUUCUCCUGUCAAGGCAUCCAGCUGGCUGUAGAUUGGUUCUUGGAGCGAGGUCACCGUGAUAUCACUGUCUUUGUUCCUGCCUGGAGGAAGGAGCAGUCGCGCCCUGAUGCUGUCAUCACAGACCAAGAGAUUCUACGGCGACUCGAGAAAGAGAAGAUCCUGGUCUUCACUCCAUCUCGCCGUGUGCAGGGGCGCCGUGUGGUUUGCUAUGACGACCGCUUCAUCGUCAAGCUGGCCUAUGAGUCGGACGGCAUCAUUGUUUCCAACGACAACUACCGUGACCUAGCCAAUGAGAAGCCGGAGUGGAAGAAAUUCAUUGAUGAGCGUCUGCUGAUGUACUCCUUUGUGAAUGACAAGUUCAUGCCACCAGAUGACCCCCUGGGACGCCAUGGACCCAGUCUUGAGAACUUUCUGAGGAAGAGGCCUGUUAUUCCUGAACACAGAAAGCAGCCAUGCCCUUAUGGGAAGAAGUGCACAUAUGGCCACAAGUGCAAGUUUUACCACCCUGAAAGGGGAAGCCAGCCCCAGCGUGCCGUGGCUGAUGAGCUCCGUGCCAGUGCCAAAAUUUCAUCAGUAGUUUCCAGAGGUCUGCUGGAAGAUGCCCUGAUGAGGAAGAGCCAAAGUUCUGGUCAAGGAAUGGCUGAUGCCGAGCCAAGUCGGGGCACUCCAAAGAAACAGCCAAACCCCAUCCCUCAAAGCUCCUUCACUGACCUCCUGGAGGACAGGUUUCGGGUCCAGUCCAAAGUGGAAGGCUGUAGGGGAAGCAACAGUAGCAGCAGCAGUAGCUUUAGCAGCAGCUUUCUAGGGCAUCCUGCUCCAGGGGGGCCCCCUUCAUCGGGAAGUCUGGAUCGAUGGGAACACCCUGGGGGUAGAGGUGGAAGCAGUUCCAGGAUUGCUGGAGUUUCAGGACCAAGCCAGGCUGACACUUGCCACAGAUACGAGUCUCCAGAGCUGGACUACAGCUCAAUGUUAAAGACCUACUCAAGCCUCAGUCUGGUAGUGCCACAGAGUCCUGAAUGCUUCUUCCCAGCUGAUCUGCGAGCUGGAUCCCUGCUGUCAGACUGUAGCAGUGAAGGCAGUGUCAGCUCAGACUCUUUCUCCCCUGACUCCUUGUUAGAUGAUGGCCCCAAGUGCCACCACCACCACCAUCCUCAUCACCAUCAUCACUGCUCUGGCCAGUACACCCAUCCUGCUAGCCGUGUCCCACCUGGACUGGGCCAGCUGGCUCCACAUGGCUAUCCAGUUCCUCAAGCACUGCAGAGACAGCAUGGUUUUGGCUUGGAAAACCUUUCAUCUUCUGUUACCUCUCAUGCUUCUCCACAUCCUUAUAAAACCCCUUCAGCCUAUGUCCCACCCCACCUUCAGCAUCCAUUACUGAGCAGUUUCCCAGGGGAAUUCCCAACUCGUCCACAAUGCCAACCUCAAACAUCCACUGCUCACUCCCACUCUCAGAGCUCCGUCCUUGGCCGCAAACCGAUGGGCUCCCUUUGGCAGGAAGGCGGGCUCCAGGACUCCCGAGUGUAUGAAGGGUCACCACUUCAUUCCAGAAGAAACUACCCUGGGCUAAACCCACAACCACAGCAUCUGAUAAGCUGGGACACCCAUUACCAGCAGUCCCCUAAGCCUUGCUAUGAUCUGUUUACCUUCCAGAGCCAUCCGGAAGUCCAUGAAAAGGAUUGGCACUCUCUUUGGGGCAGGCAAGCCCAUUCAUCACCACGUGGCCUUUCAAAUUUAAGUCUUCCACCACCUGCGCAGCUUUCCCUUCCAUCCAACUCUUCCCAAAAAACCCAACUGCCCUCAGUGCCCCAGCAUCAGGAGCCCCCUGCCUUGGGUCGAUACCAGGACCUUAGAGAGAGGAUGUUCAUUAACUUGUGUGGCAUCUUCCCUACAGAUUUGGUGAGAAUGGUGAUGACCAGAAACCCUCAUGUUAUGGAUGCUCAGGAGCUUGCAGCUGCAAUUUUGAUGGAGAAAUCGCAGCUCGGGUCUUGA
Molecule: messenger RNA, 2796 nt
Organism: Xiphias gladius (swordfish)
Lineage: Eukaryota; Metazoa; Chordata; Actinopteri; Istiophoriformes; Xiphiidae
Product: probable ribonuclease ZC3H12C
Exons: 5
Coding region: 1-2796 (931 amino acids)
Cellular component (GO): nucleus; cytoplasmic ribonucleoprotein granule
Molecular function (GO): mRNA binding; metal ion binding; RNA endonuclease activity
Source: RefSeq, a predicted model, not a curated record